AUGGCGACUACCACUGCCUACGAUGGCGUAAACUCUGGGAUACAAGUCGCACAAAACUAUGCCCCUAUUACUGCGAACUUCGUUCAACUAGAAACGUCUUCGAAUCAAGCAUGUCUUCGGGAUUUGCGUACGACCAAUCCUUACGAUGAUAAAAGCCGUAUUCAGAAUACCAGUGGAGGGCUGCUAAAGGACUCAUACCGCUGGAUUCUAGACAACAAGGAGUUCAAACAAUGGCAAGACAGCCAGAACAAUCGUCUCCUCUGGAUCAGGGGCGAUCCCGGCAAAGGCAAGACAAUGCUCCUGUGCGGUAUCAUCGAAGAGUUGACACAAUUACAUGGAAAUACCGCGAAUGUCUCAUUCUUUUUCUGUCAAGCAACGGACGUGCGAAUCAAUAGCGCCACAUCCGUCCUACGUGGUUUGAUAUAUUUACUUGUCCAGAAGAACCCAUUCCUUCUCUUGCAUGUGCGGGGUCGGUACGACCAAGCAGGGAAAGCCCUGUUUGAAGACAUAAAUGCAUGGAAUGCACUGUCGACUAUCUUCACGGAUAUUUUAAAAGACCCGUCUUUAAAGAGCGCCUAUUUCAUAGUUGAUGCAUUAGAUGAGUGCACAAACGGUCUUCGUUCCCUUCUGGACAUAAUUGUGCAGGAGUCAUCAGUUCACUCUCAGAUCAAGUGGAUUGUCUCUAGCCGUAACUGGCCUGAAAUCAUUGAGCGUCUUAAUAUUGCAAGCCAAAUAGCUCCGAUUUCAUUGGAGCUUAACGAUAAAUCUAUGUCCGAAGCUGUGGAUAAAUUCAUUCAACACAAGGUUCACGCUUUAGCAACAGUUAAAGGAUACAAAAAAAAGGUUCGCGACACAAUCUAUCGCCACUUGUCUUUGAAUUCGCAAGGCACCUUCCUUUGGGUAGCCUUAGUCUGUCAAAAUCUUGAUAAAACACCGUCGAGGCAUGUCGCCAAGAAGUUGGCAGAAUUCCCUCCUGGACUGGAUGCUCUAUAUAGUCGAAUGAUCAAUCAGGUUCGUAAGUCCGAAGAUGCAGAACUCUGUAAGCAAAUACUGGCUAUCACAUCAACGGUGUAUCGGCCUAUAACGCUAAGCGAGCUUACUUCAAUUAUUGAAUUGCCGGAUGACGACUACGAUAAUCAUGAAGCCCUCUCAGAGAUUAUCGCUGUUUGUGGUUCUUUCCUGACGUUACGAGAAGAUACCGUUAUAUUCGUCCAUCAGUCCGCAAAGGACUUUCUACUCCGGGAAGCCUCAAAGGACAUACUUCCUAGAGGUAUAGGAGCUGAGCACAACAUGAUUUUCUUACGAUCUCUCGAAGUGAUACUCAAAACGCUUCGACGUGAUAUCUACAAUAUUAAGUUUCCUGGACUCUCGAUGAAGGAUGUCAGACAGCCCAGCCCAAAUCCACUAGCAGCGGCAGAAUACGCGUGUGUCUACUGGGUAGACCAUCUUCAAGGUAGCAAACAGAAUGAGUCCUAUGACCUUAGCCUUGAUGAGAGAAGUCACGUGGAUUCUUUUUUACAGCAGAAAUAUAUUCACUGGCUAGAGGCUCUUAGUAUUUUAGGAGGCGUUUCAAAUGGUAUCCAAGCGAUGCAAAAGCUUGAGAUAUUAAUCCAGGAAAAAACAGCCUCACAACCCCUAUUAUAUCGGGUACAAGAUGCUUCCAGGUUCAUUCGAUAUUAUAGAACAGCAAUCGAGAGCAGCCCUCUACAAGUAUAUUAUUCGCCCCUCAUCUUUAGCCCAACAGAGAGUCUCACGAGACUAUCUUUUCAUAACGAAAGACCGGAUUGGGUUUUGCAUAGUCCGGUAGUGGAGAAAAUUUGGAGUUCCUGUCUUCAAAGCUUCGAAGGGCAUAGUGAUGGAGUCAGCUCGAUUGCCUGGUCGCACGAUGAAACCCGACUCGCAUCAGGGUCCCACGAUGAGACUAUCAUGAUCUGGGAUCCAGCUACCGGCCAAGCCGUAUCAACUCUCAAGGGGCAUGUUAGUUGGGUUAUGUCGAUAUCGUGGUCGCAAGAUGGAAGCCAACUUGCAUCGGCGUCCGACGAUUCAACAGUCAGAAUUUGGGAUCCGGUCAACGGCCAGAGCGUGUUAACUCUCGAGGGGCAUACCGGUCCGGUCUACUCGGUUUCCUGGUCGCAAGAUGGAAGCCAACUCGCAUCAGCAUCUGAUGAUACAACAAUUAGGAUCUGGAAUGUGGCCACUGGCCAGAGCGUAUUAAGUAUUGAGGGUCAUAAUGGUCCAGUUAGCUCGAUUUCCUGGUCGCACGAUGGAAGCCGACUAGCGUCCGCGUCCUGGGAUAAAACAGUCAGGAUCUGGAACGCAUCCACCGGCCAGAGUAUAUCAACAUUUAAGGGGCAUAGUGAUUGGGUUAGAUCUGUUGCUUGGUCGCAAGAUGGAAGCCGACUUGCGUCGGCAUCUAAUGAUACAACAGUCAGAAUCUGGGAUCCAGCCACUAGUCAGAGCGUGUUAAUCCUUAAGGGCCAUACUGGUACAGUCACCUCGAUUGCCUGGUCUCAAGAUCCAACCCGACUUGGUUCAGCAUCUGGGGAUAAUACAGUUAGAAUUUGGAAUUUGGCUACUGGUCAGAGCGUGUCAAUUCUCAAGGGACAUACAGGUCCAGUUCACUCGAUUGCCUGGUCACAAGUUGGUAGCCAACUUGUAUCAGCGUCCGAGGAUAAAACAAUCAGAAUCUGGGACUUGUCCACUAGCAAGAGCGUUUCGGCUUUCGAUGGAUAUAGUGGUGGGGUCAGGGCAAUUGUCUGGUCACAAGAUGGAAGCCAACUUGCAUCGGCGUCCGACGAUUCAACAGUCAGAAUCUGGGAUCCAGCCAUCGGCCAGAGUGUUUUAACCCUCAAGGGGCAUACUGAUCCGGUCACCUCGAUUGCCUGGUCGCAAGAUGGAAGCCGACUAGCGUCCGCGUCCUGGGAUAAAACAGUCAGGAUCUGGAACGCAUCCACCGGCCAGAGUAUAUCAACAUUUAAGGGGCAUAGUGAUUGGGUUAGAUCUAUUGCUUGGUCGCAAGAUGGAAGCCAACUUGCGUCGGCAUCUAAUGACACAACAGUCAGAAUCUGGGAUCCAGUCAACGGCCAGAGCGUCUCAUCUCUCGAGAGGCAUACUGGUCCAGUCACCUCAAUUGCCUGGUCGCAAGAUGGAAGCCGACUCGCAUCAGGGUCUGGGGAUCAAACAGUCAGAAUCUGGGAUCCAGCCACCGGCCAGGAAGUUUCAAUUCUCGAGGGGCAUAUUAGUUGGGUUGCCUCGGUUGCCUGGUCACAAGAUGCAAGCCGACUUGCAUCAGUGUCCAGUGAUACAACAGUCAUGAUUUGGAAUGCGGCCACUGGCCAGAUCGUAUCAAAAGUCUAUACCGGCUUCGCCAGCCUCGUUAACUUCGAUAACGUUCCCUUCAAUCGUCUGCAAGCGACUGUUGCUACAUUUGAUAAAGGUUCAGUUUCUUCUGUUAAGCCUGCGCCUGAUGAGUCGAUUCCAUUGCCUGAGCACUAUGGAUAUGGCUUAAGCGAUGACUCUUCGUGGAUAACGUAUGGUGGAGUCAAGCUCCUGCGGUUACCUAUGGACUACAAACCGGCCAAUCCCUUUACAUAUGCUGCCUCGGCAACUAAUUUGGCGAUAGGUUGUUCAUCGGGUCAUGUAAUAUUCCUGAUGUUCUCAGAACAGAGCCCUUUCACUAGUCUUUGA
Penicillium longicatenatum is the source of this 3687-nucleotide messenger RNA. RefSeq lists its product as uncharacterized. The transcript is spliced from 3 exons. Bases 1 to 3687 code for a protein of 1228 amino acids. Gene Ontology annotation, molecular function: protein binding. Lineage: Eukaryota; Fungi; Ascomycota; Eurotiomycetes; Eurotiales; Aspergillaceae. The record is from RefSeq and is a predicted model, not a curated record.